Molecule: messenger RNA, 1086 nt
Organism: Microthlaspi erraticum
Lineage: Eukaryota; Viridiplantae; Streptophyta; Magnoliopsida; Brassicales; Brassicaceae
Source: the annotation of a GenBank genome assembly
AUGGAUUUGGACGAUUUCCGGUCGAUUAUGGAUAACGCAGGCGUCGACGUUUGGACGUUUAUCGACACCGCGAUUCUCGUGGCGUCGCUUGAUUACGGUCAAGAGCUGAAGCGGCGGAGAGACAACAUCGUGGAGCGUCUGUACGCGACGUCGAUGGCGAACAAGUGUAGAAACUGCGAUUUCGGCGGCGGAGGAAGCGUCGCGGAGGCUGCGGUUGCUAGGGUUAAUGGGAGGAUUCACGAGGAGACGCUGAUGGAGGAGGAGGAGGAAGAAGGAGAAGCAGUAGCAGCAGGGGAAGAAGAAGAGGAAGUGAGAGAGAAAUCUGUUAAUGGUGACGACGAUGACGAUUUCGAUCCGUUUGCUGGUUUGUUUGAUGAUGAGCAGAAGAGUGUUCUCGAAAUCAAGGAGAGACUUGAAGAUCCUGAUCUGUCUGAAGAAACUUUGGUUGAGCUGCUUCAGAAUCUGGAAGACAUGGACAUAACAUUCCAAGCUCUUCAGGAAACUGAUAUUGGGAGGCAUGUGAAUCGAGUUCGGAAGCAUCCGUCGAACAAUGUUCGAAGAUUAGCUAAACAGCUUAUCCGAAAAUGGAAGGAAACAGUAGACGAAUGGGUCAAACUUAACCAGCCUGGUGAUCUCGAUCCUCCGAGUUUGAUAGCCGAUGAGGACUCGCCGCAGCAGAAAGCUCUAAAUAACGGGAAUCGCCAACAGGUUCCUGAUUUCGGAUAUUCACCGGUUCCUCAGAAUGGGUAUUCCGGUUCAAGCAAGAACAAUAGCAUUACGCCAGAGAGGAAACAAAGACCUGUUGCUGCUGCUGCUCCUCCUCCUAGGAGAGAAUCUCCAUCUCCAGCUAAACCUUCUCGUCCUUCUCCUUCUCAACAGAUCAAUCAAAGGGAGAAAGAGCACAAAGAAGUUGAUUUUGACACGGCCCGGAAAAGGCUACAACAAAACUACAGACAAGCCGAGAAUGCGAAAAAGCAAAGGACAAUACAGGUGAUGGACAUUCAUGAGAUCCCAAAACCUAAGAAAGGAGGGUUUUUUCCGAGGAAAGGCGGCGGCGGCAGUUCUCAAGGCGGCGGUAGAUGGUAA